Nylanderia fulva is the source of this 1430-nucleotide messenger RNA. RefSeq lists its product as uncharacterized. Lineage: Eukaryota; Metazoa; Arthropoda; Insecta; Hymenoptera; Formicidae. The record is from RefSeq and is a predicted model, not a curated record.
AUUUGUCGUAGGACUGUGGAGUGUGCCGGUGGAGUGUGGCGAAAGAAGUGUUCGGAAAAUUUUGAACUUGAACGAUGCCGAGACCUCGAAGCGAAGGCAAUUUGCCUGAAGUAACAAAGGCGACAAGGGCGACGACAACGACCGUAAGGAGGGCGAGGGCGGCGAUGGCAUCGACAUCGACAUCGCCAUCAACAUCACCAUCACCAUCAAUAACGUCGUCGUUACCCCUAGCGGUGGCGUCGUCCAGGAGAGUGUCCACGGCGACGUCACCGCUAGUGAUAGCAUCGUCCAACAAAGUGUCAACGGCGACGUCGAUGGAUAAAGAUACGGCGACAGCGGAAACGGCGACAGCGGAAACGGCGACGGCGGUAACGGCGACGGCGGUAACGGCGACGGCAAGACCAACCUCAACGAGGCAAGUAAAAAAGCGUAUAAAUGCAGCGGUAAAACAGGCGGUGAACCGCGAGAGACGACGAAAGAUACAGGCAAGAUACAGGCCUGCAUCAUCCGUAUAUGUGCCAACACAAUAUGUGCACACAUCGCCCGCACCGUCUCUGUAUAUGGCCGCAUCGCCAGCAUCGGUAUAUAUACCCGCACCAUCCGCACCGCUCGCCCCAUCAACACAAUUAGGAUACGGGCCGGCACCAUAUGGAUAUGUGCCCGCACCAUCCGCACCGCCCGUACUACCUACACAAGUUGGAUACGAGCCGGCACCGUAUAGAUAUGUGCCCGCACCACCCGCACCGCCUGCACCAUCAGUACAAUUAGGAUACGGGCCGGCACUGUAUGGAUAUGUGCCCGCAUCAUCCACACCACCUGCAUCGUCCGCCCCAUCAGGACAAUUAGGAUACGGGUUGGUAUCAUAUGGAUAUAUGCCCGCACCAUCAGGACCGCCUGCACCACCUACACAAGUUAGAUACGGGCCGGCACCACCCGGAUAUGCGCCCGCGCCAGGAUACAUAUAAUAAUAUAUAAUAAAAAGAGUGUAGGGGAUUAGGAACCAUGCAAGAAAAUUUAUUUGAUUUUCUGUGUAGUCACAUUAAUGAAUUUCUAUUGUCACAUCGAAUUAUACGUGAUAAACGUUUCGAUGUUUAGAUCAUCUUCAGUAUUGGUAAAAAGUCAAGUAAUAACUUUGAAAUUGUGACGGAUGUGCGAUUUGAAAACUUAUUGUAUGAUUGAAUACAGUAUUUAGCCAACCAUGCGAUAAGUUUUCAAAUCACACAUCUGUCAAAAUUUCAAAGUUAUCACUUGAUUUCUUACCAAUAUUGAAGAUGAUCUAAACAUCGAAACGUUUAUCACAUAUAAUUCGAUGUGACAAUAGAAUGUGACUACACAGAAAAUCAAAUAAAUUUGCUAUAAUUCUGGUGUGGCUCUCUCCUACACUCUCGAUUUUGAUUUUUUACUUUGAUUUUGAUUUAAUAUUAAUUUAU